This is a messenger RNA of Leptosia nina, 1311 nucleotides long. The record is from the annotation of a GenBank genome assembly. NCBI's taxonomy places the organism in Eukaryota, Metazoa, Arthropoda, Insecta, Lepidoptera, Pieridae.
AUGAGUUUGCCAGCGAGCCACAAAUGUCCUCAAGAAUACUUUGAAGAGUGCCUGAAUUUUUUAAUAGAAUUUGAACAUUUGUACAAUUUUCCAAACACUGACAUCCUGAUCGAGAACACAUUGGAUAAGAUUGAUAUACGAGGACUAGAACCUGUCGAUGUUUUAGACGAGAGCUUUACUUUAGCUAACUUCUUAUGCAACGAUUACUUAAACAAUUUGUUUUUUAAAUUAAACAGAUUAGAAAUAAACAAUAUGGAAUUUGUGGCAGAUACGGAUUCUGAACUUCUCGUGGAAGCUCCUAUAAGCCAGAAAAAGAAACACGAAAUAUUUUAUUUGGCCAAAGAAAUCGGAAGGAUUUGUAAGGACGUUAAUUGCAAUACCGUUGUGGAUUUUGGAUCUGGCUUGGGUUACUUAGACCAACAGAUUUUUAUGUCGAACCGGUUAAAUGUUUUGGCACUAGAAUGCAACGAAAGCCAUUACGCGGGGGCGAAGAAGCGACAGAGAAAAUACCACCAAGAUUCGAGGCAAAAUGUCAAAUUUAUCAAGCACACGGUCACUGAAGAUUCGAGAACACAUAUUGCGGAAUAUCUUAAAGAUAAGUUCGACGCAAGGAGCUUCUCGAUCUGUGGCCUUCACGCCUGCGCAGACUUGACGAUCGACGCCAUUCAUUUGUUUCAAAAAAUGGAAGACGCACGUGCACUAGUGAUUAUGCCAUGCUGUUAUCAUAAAAUGAAGCAAACGCGCGCGGGUGGUUUUGAAAAUUUCCCUUUGUCUAAACGUUUGAAGAUCCUCUACGAUACGUACGAAGGAUUCAAGUAUUUGAAAGUCCCGUUUUUGAGACUCGCGGCCCAACCGCCAAACAUCUCUCAAGAAAAGAUGGAAAAUUUAGUGUUUUCCUUGUUAGCGCGAGCUACGCUGCAGCUAUAUGCGCAUCAAAGGAAUCUUGUUCUAAAACGUAAGAAGCGGAAAGCGGUGCGUUUCAAUACAAGCCAAAACGAUUUCUCCUCGUAUCUAAAGAACGCUGCGGACCAUGGUUUCUAUUUGACUCACAAGGACAAUAGCGACUCUGGCACUCCCGUCUUUAAUCGAGAAGAACUGCUAUUAAGUUGGCGCAGACAUUCUCGAGACACGUUCAAGAGAGCGGCCGUGUUCAUAGCGUUGCAGAAUCGCCUUCAAUCAGUUUUUGAAAACUUUAUUCUGUACGAUAGGCUUUUAUAUUUAAGAGAAAAUGGCAUCCACAAUUGCGUUUUCAAAAGAAUCGUCAACGAGAAGAUAUCGCCGAGGAGCCUCGCCCUGAUCGCGAGAAAGUGA